AAUCGUUCGUUCGCAAACGUUGUCUCAAAUGCAAGCAAUUAGGGCUUCUGUAGUUUUGCAGGAGCGUUCAAAGUCCUGCACCUUUCAGCCCUGCUCGUGGACAGCUUUUGAUUUUUUUUCCUUGUAGAACUGCGGUGGUUUGUAGGGCGAAAGAGUGACAAUCUGACAGGCUGCUGAAGGUGUUUAUUGCGGGCGCAAACUCAUCGGUAACAGGUUGCAAUUACAGAAGGACAAAGAAGAAGAGGAAGCAGGAGGUGGGAGUGGAGGUGGUUAGAGAUAGAGACUGUGUAGAUUGUGAAGGAGGGGAUUUGGUUGAAAUAUCCAUGCGUGUCGAGAGUGUGCGAUGAAGAUGAAGAGGUUGUGUGUUUAUCCGUAGGGCCAGUGAUAGUGGCAGUGAAGAGAGCAGGCGUGUAAGUGAUUGGGAAAGAACGGAGUGGGAAAGGGCAAGAGCGCGGGAAGAGAUGGAGGCAUCGACGUCCUCUGCGAUGAUAGCGCGCCAGACAUGGGAGAUAGAGAAUAAUAUCGUUGCCACGGAUUCGCCCGCAGCUACUUCAGAUUCCGAUGCCAUCUUUGAGUACGACGAAGCGGCUCAGAGCAGCAUUCAGCAGCAGAAGCCUUGGACUCGCGAUCCCCACUACUUCAAAAAUGUCAAGAUAUCUGCCCUCGCACUGCUCAAGAUGGUGGUUCAUGCACGAUCUGGUGGCACGAUUGAAGUCAUGGGCUUGAUGCAGGGAAAGACGGACGGGGAUACCAUUAUAAUCAUGGAUGCGUUUGCUUUGCCAGUAGAGGGCACAGAGACUCGGGUGAAUGCUCAAGCGGAUGCGUAUGAGUACAUGGUCCAGUACUCUCAAACGAAUAAGCAGGUGGGGAGACUAGAAAAUGUGGUAGGCUGGUAUCACUCGCAUCCUGGCUACGGUUGUUGGCUUUCGGGUAUUGAUGUGUCCACUCAGAUGCUGAAUCAGACUUACCAGGAACCCUUCUUAGCCGUGGUUAUUGACCCAACGCGCACUGUGUCCGCUGGAAAAGUUGAGAUUGGAGCAUUCCGCACCUAUCCUCAGGGUUACAAGCCGCCAGAUGAGCCCCCAUCUGAGUAUCAAACAAUUCCUUUAAAUAAAAUUGAGGACUUUGGUGUCCAUUAUAAACAGUAUUAUUCUCUUGAUAUAACCUAUUUCAAGUCAUCAUUGGAUUCGCACCUGCUGGAUCUCCUCUGGAACAAAUACUGGGUCAACACUCUUUCAUCAUCACCUUUGCUUGGCAAUCGGGACUAUGUCGCAGGGCAAGUGGCUGAUCUUGCGGAGAAGCUGGAGCAAGCAGAGAGCCAGCUAGCUCAUUCUGGGCGCAUGGGAGGAUUCUUCAUGCCAGUACAAAAGAAGAAGGAGGAAGAGUCCCAGCUUGCAAAAAUCUCUCGCGACAGUUCCAAGAUAACCGUGGAGCAGCUGCAUGGGCUAAUGUCACAGGUCAUUAAGGAUACUUUGUUCAACUCAGUGAUGUCAAGUAGCAACGCGCCUGUGGCAAUGUCAGCUGAAACAUCUAUUGUAGCCACAGAUUCCUCUGGACCAGAACCUAUGGUGGAGGCAUAGUUCUGUGAACGAGUGUGUAUUAGGGUUGUUAUUCCAUCUCAGGACAGGCUUCGUCUGAACUUUAGCCAUGGCAAUGAAGAAUUGCCACAUAAAUGAUGUCUCCGCACCAUUGAUGUUGACUUUGGCAUUACGAAGAAAGAGGCAUUAUGAUGUAUCUGUCUUGAACGUGGAACGCUAACCAUUACUUUACAGUCGAA
Molecule: messenger RNA, 1777 nt
Organism: Physcomitrium patens
Lineage: Eukaryota; Viridiplantae; Streptophyta; Bryopsida; Funariales; Funariaceae
Product: COP9 signalosome complex subunit 5
Molecular function (GO): metallopeptidase activity; protein binding
Source: RefSeq, a predicted model, not a curated record